CACCGGGUACCGGGUUUCAGAAACUACCUCGUUCAGCUGAUUGUGUUGAGCGGCUGGGAUUUCGGCUUGUACUGGCUCGAUGCAGCUAUAUGGAUGCAGGGUUUCCGCGCGCCUUCAUCCACCGUGUCUUCAUCUACAUUUGAUCAGCAGAUCGAUAGGUGGGAAAUCGCGAACGUCAAGAUGGUUUCAGUGUCAACUAGCCCAAGCAGCAGGUCACGCUCCUCAUCACGCCAGCGUUGUUCUAGCCACCCUACUAACGUUGUGUCAGCAUUCUGUGCAUCAAGGCAUUCUUCCAACUGUCCAGCAACUACUAAGAGUAGGCAGCAUGACUUCCCACCAACAGUCAAGCAUGAGGAGUUGCAGGAUAGUCUUUUCAACCUUUCAUCAAGUCCUUCUAUUUCUCUGUCAACGGCUGAAGGUGAAAACUCGCAGCAAGGACACUUCCACCGCUGUCAGUUCUGUGAAUAUCAGUCCCGUAACCCGCUUCACCUGGAAACACACAUCAGGGUCCAUACUGGCGAGCGUCCAUUUGAAUGCCACUUGUGCCCUCAGAGAUUCUCCCAUAAAAGCAACCUGAAUGUACACCUGCGCACCCACACAGGCGAGAAGCCAUUUCACUGCCCCUCGUGCCCUCAGAAGUUCGUACAUAGCGGCGACCUUAACAGGCACCUGCGGAUCCACACGGGUGAGCGGCCGUUUCAAUGCCCGUCGUGCCCUCGGAGAUUCUCGCGAAAGGCCUUUCUGAAGGAACACAUGAGCCUCCACACGGGUGAGCGACCAUUUCAGUGCCCCCUGUGCCCUCAGACCUUCUUGCACAAGUCCAGCAUAAAGCAACACCUGAGUGUCCAUACCGGUGACCGACCACACCGCUGCACCACCUGCUCCAAGUCCUUUGUGCGGGCUGAGCACUUGAGCAGACAUAAGAAAAGAAUGCACCAUGAUGCCAUAGAGUAGGCCAUCAGCAAUGCAGAACUAGAGUCUGAACUAGGAAUCUACCUACAUGUGCAGCGCGAUGCAAGGUUUCCUGCUGCAUCAGGUUGAACUGUCAAGUCACUUCACAGGAUGUUACAGCUUAAUCUAGGAAGUUGCAGGGUUAUUUGUAAUGUUGAGAUUGUGGUGCAUUACACUGACAAUGUUUGUGUGAUAUUACUUCAUGUGAAGGCACAACAAAUAGCUGCUUAUCCAUCAGAUAUGCCUUCAAAAGAGUCAUUAUGUUCAAUAAUAAGGGUGUACGUACAAACGGAUGCAGGCGGGCAGUGUGCCAUGUUGGUGCACUCCAUAGCGAGGACAAGCAUGUGCAUACUGCCACAAGUGCGAGCCGAAUGAAUGUUAUCAUGCGCUGUAAUGUGUUGCAGCAGCUGCUCCAAAGUAAAUGAAGAUGAGGGGAAGAGGAAGUAAUUGAAAUGUGUGCUUUUUAAUGCGAAAGCAUUAAAUGGCUGAUGAGGGAAAAAAUCCGGCAUUGUCGGCACGACCAAACAAUCUUCCAAGAAGGCUACGAACCCUUGACCUUUGGUGGAGGUUGAACGCAUGACCUUUGGUGUUAAUUAAGAGGAAGUUAAGUCAUAUUUAAUGAAGAUAGAGUUAAGUAGGGCACUCAAACCCACAACCUUUGGUGUUAAGACAAAGCUAAUUAGCGCACAGUGGAGUAAGGCAGAGUUAAUUAAGCCACUUCAAACCGUGACCUUUGUUGGAAGUUGAACCUUUGGCGGGAGUCAAACCCUCGACCUUGCAUUGUGGCAUGUCUAAGCAUCGUGCGGUGGUUACAGUGCUUUCGCAUUCAUCCACAUACGGAUAACUAAGUUCCCCUUGAAUUUUUUAGCAUUGUACAAGGUGUGCACACAAGUGCAUGAAUGAAAAUGGGGAACUUUCCGAAGAGCGACGAUGUGACGGUUCUCCCAUAUCAACAUGCAUGGAUAAAUUUGCAGCGAAUCCUUACAAAUAUGGGGCUUGUUCUCGGCCAAGACGUCACUCUCACUGGAAAAAAUAUUGGUGGCCUAUUCAACAACUGAACAGCAAAAAUGUGAAGUUCCUAGCUUAAACAUUUUUUGGAAGCAUCGAGAAUUUCAGAUAACUACUAGAGGGAGUUAUGCAACAAGUUGUCCAUGAAUUGUGUUUUGCAGAAUUAUCCCCUGUGCUGUAGUUUAAGGUUUCUGCAAAGUUUCUCUUGAACCUGACCUUCUCGCAAUCUGCGGUGUAAUGUUGUAGUGUGUAUUGUACUGUAGACUGUGCUUCCUUAAAAUAUGAGGGAACUGCAAGUGGCUGCUCUGUAAUAUGACAUUACUUGCUGUGAAAGUUCUGUGAAUUGUGAUAUAUAAUGUGCUAACUUGAACUUUAUGUCAACUAUUUGUUAGUGCGUUCCAACUUUUAUUUUAUUUCAUUAUCCUGUCUUUGUUUGUGUGUUUCUUUAAGCAGGCCUAUCAUUGCUCGGUACUUUUUGCUUUAUAGAGGAGUAGCAGGCAUCACCCAAUAUCAAUAAACAAAUUGUCCAUCUCUGUGGUGCAGCCAAGGGAUAGAGGGAUAACAUUUUGGUUAUUGUUGGCGCCAUAAAGCUCCACUUUCCACUUUGAUCAUUUCAUGAUGCUCACUGCUGCCCCUUUCAGAGUUCUUUUUCUUUUCUCUUGUCCUUUGAUUUUUUGCUAUAUAUUAAACCUGUAGUUGCAUGCCAAAUAUUCCAUUCGGCUGCAACCUCCCCACCUAUUGUCAAAAUUUCUCUCACCAGUGCACACGUAUUUUCACUACUGAGUGAUCUUAUGGUUUCCUUGUGACGAAUUCUUCGAAUAAGCAAAUUAUGUACACAGUGAGUGUGCUAUAUGGUGUGAAUAAAAUACAAUGGUAGUGUGUGUUCAA
This is a messenger RNA of Dermacentor andersoni, 2847 nucleotides long. RefSeq lists its product as uncharacterized. The record is from RefSeq and is a predicted model, not a curated record. Lineage: Eukaryota; Metazoa; Arthropoda; Arachnida; Ixodida; Ixodidae. Gene Ontology annotation, cellular component: nucleus. Gene Ontology annotation, biological process: regulation of gene expression.